AUGGCGCAAACUUGUUCGUCCGGAAGAUCAACCCCAGUACGAGGCUCCGGAUAUGAUGCCCUGAAAACGCCCCCGAAUCCACAAGUGAUAGAGGUCGAGGACGACGCCUCCGACAAAUCAAUGGAUGAUGUGCCAGCGGACGGCAAUCUUAUGAAUGACAAACCCAGCGACAACGAUGACGGGAAUGCAAGAAAGCAUUUGGAUCGCCAGGAAACAGAAAUCAACAUUGGCACUGUGCACCAUGCACAAAUGGAAAUGGAGGUAGACCAGGAGGAACUAUUGGUGGUUGAAAACGCGCAAUAUAAUUAUUCGCAUGCACAAGGUCACUUGCGACAAACACAUACCGAAGGUGCCACAAGAGUUCCAACUCGAACCCAUGACGAUGAGCCAACUUCUAGUCGACAAUCUUCCACCGACCCAGAAACACCGUGUCAGAGCCCCGGGGCAACUAAAAACAACCGAUCCCCAAUGCUGAAUAGCACCUGGGAAACGGUUAGCAGCAUGAGCGAACGCAUCAAACGGGGGCUUUGUGUAGACGAAAAGAAAAAUAUCGGACAUGCGUACUUACUUGAAGAUAACUAUGAAAUAGGGAGAUUCAAGAUUGGGAGCUCUCAAACGACAAGGAUACAGCAACGCGUGACAAACCAGAUCCGCGACUGCAAUCUUCAGGGUUGGAAUGCCAAAGCAUUCCCCCAGUUUCCACUUCGUGGGUACAUACAGCUGGAAAGGAUUGCACAUAAAGAAUUACACUUCAUGAACGAGCGCUUUAAGUGUGAAGCGUGCAAAACGGACCAUACGGAAUAUUUUCGCGGGGAAAAGGAAAUUGCUCGUGAGACUCUUGAGUUCUGGGCGCAGUGGCUCGAGCGCUGCGAACCAUAUGAUAGUGACGGUGAACUUUUGCCAUUCUGGGUUGGACGACUCGAUAUGUUGAAGAACAAAAGCCAUUACGAUAGGUACUUUCGAUGUCUGGAUCCAAGCUGCAAAAGAGAUUCUGGUAUCGACGCCUGUCGCGGAUGCCUUCGAGCAGGCUGGAAAGCCUGGACUGAACCUGAAGAUCCAGAACCUGAAGAGCCAGAAUUGGAAGAAGCAGAAAAGAAAGCGCCUGAACAGACUUUGCCGAUGUCACUGCCACUAUUUAACAUCAUCAGCGUUCUGGCCGUCACCUCCUUUGUUAUGGAAUGCAUCCCCCUUCUCGGGAAUAUUGUCAACCCAAAUGGCAUCCGGAAAAUCCAGUCUCUAUUGAUUCUAUGCCUUUGGGUUUAUCAAGAAAUGACACGCCCAACACUCGAUGUUCCAAUUGCCAAACCCGACCAGAAGCCGCCAGACGAAUUGGCGAAAACACCAAAGAAGCAGUCGACAGUGACAGGCACUAUAAGAACGGCACCCGCGAAGCUGAAUGUUUCCAGGCACGUCGAGCAGCAAGGCAACACCCCAGUGGGCAUGUCACUUCAAGAACAGAUCCCGGACACCGAACCCAUCAAGAACACAUAUUAUCGAGGCCCAAGGAUGUCUACAAACGAUGAAUCACCAUCAAAAGCAGCGCUCGCAAGGAAGCAAAAGAAUCGCCUCAACAGAAGAAGUAUCGAGCAGGCUCUCGAGAGGACGUUCAAUCUGCCCUCUAUGCAGGAGUUGUGA
Molecule: messenger RNA, 1635 nt
Organism: Aspergillus melleus
Lineage: Eukaryota; Fungi; Ascomycota; Eurotiomycetes; Eurotiales; Aspergillaceae
Product: GIY-YIG nuclease family protein
Exons: 1
Coding region: 1-1635 (544 amino acids)
Source: RefSeq, a predicted model, not a curated record